GAGCCAUGUCUUUUGAAGCAAUCCUGCGUUUUAAACGACAUUUGAUCUUAUUAGCCUUCCCCUCCCGCAUUUCUGAGAUCUAUUGCUUUUUGUUCCUGUUUCUUUUCUCGACACUAAUAACUUCCACGACACAGUAGCAAUAAUUAGUUCUUUUGUUCUACCCAAAACCGACCUGGCAUUGGCGAGUGACAGUUCAUGAUUGGAGAAACCGGGCGGGAAAAGAAAAUAGAGAGAGACAAAAGAAAGGCCAGCGAAUAAAUGGCGACACCAAACACGCUCAGCCCGAGCCGCCACGGGGCCGACGACAGUUCCAAGCAGGUCUACGAGCCGUCGGAUCGAUAUGCAGAAGUCGUGCCCGGGCAGAACGCACCCUCGCCACUCGAGCAACAACCAUACGACGCCCCUGUCCCGACACAUGUCUACUACGACUCGCAACACAAGGAGCCCGCGGCUGCAUACUACCACAAUGUCGAGGGCUACGCGCAGCAGCAACAGCAGCAGCACUACCAACACCAAGCAUACCAUCCCGCUCCCAACUCGCCCAAAGUGUCGGCAUCGACGCCACUGACGAACAAUUCCGACAAGGCCGGCCAGCAAGGAGCCCGAAAGCGACCCAGCUGGCUCGUGGCGGCCGGCGUCGCCCUGGUUGCGGCGCUCAUCGCGGCGGCCGUCUCCGGCAUCGCCGUGUGGAAGGCCACAGAGAGCAAGGGAGCGGGAACCGGAACGGGAACCUGCGAGGCAACCGUCGGGCCUGAUGGUAGACCUAACCCCACUGGCGGAAAGAAUGGGGACGCCGUGACGUGCCCUGCUAUUAUGGGAACUAGCGUGGGCGGGGUCGACAAGGCCAUCAGGCAAAACUCGGGUCUUGCCGCGGUCGGAUGGCGAACCAAGGAUGAGCGGUACAUGCAGCUGUUUUAUCAGGACGCAGACGACAAUCUGAUGACCAGUUGGUUUGGAUCCAUGUUUGUCAACUGGACCGUGCCGAGGAAGGUUGCCAUGAGACCAGGCGAUAAAGCCAUGGGCGGCACGCCGCUCGCCGUGAGCACCAUCUGGUUCGAGACCAACGUGGUCGACGAGUACAUGGCACAAAACCAGAUGAACUAUCUCGCACCAAACGGCACCGUUCGCGGAUACAACUUCCGGCUGAUCUGGCCAAUGGGCUUGCCGGACGGCAUCAUGCAGACGAGCUACUCGGCCUCGACCCAAUCGUCGCUCUCCUCCCUCUGGCCCCUGCAGCACUACCAAGAUUCGGACGGUGCCAUUUUCGAGGUGACCCAGGUCAACGACCGAGCCAAGCUGACCGACGUGCCCAACGCCGACAAGGGCACGCCGCUGCUCGCCCUCCCCGUCGCGGCCAAGCACGCCUCCAAGGAGGUGCGGCUGUUCUACCGCAACACGGACGGCAACCUCGCCCUGUACGAGCGCGACUCGACGGGAAAGGCCACCGACGCCACCGCCUCCCUGGGGAUACCGAUUCCCGCCGACGCCAAGCUGGCCGGCUUCGCCAAUGCGCGCGCCGCCACGGGGCCCGGCAUCAACACGUUUGUGCUGUGGCAGGACGGGUCGCGGGCCGGGGACAAUGGCGGCAUUCGGAUCCUCACGCAGACGGACGGCGGCAAGGACUGGAAGGGCCCCGCUUCAGAUCCCGUCUUCAAGGACGCAGACGUGCCCACCCACGUCACCUGCGUCAACGAGGGCAUGGGCGGCAGCGACAUUCCGGGCCAGCUCGGCGUUGCGCUCACCACGAGCAGUGACAUGAACAGGUGUUUCUUCCAGGCAGGACGGAGGCUGAAGCAGGUGUGGCACGACGGGAAGCAGUGGGUGGAUUUGGGGUUUGUGCUGAUGCCCUGAGGUGGAGAGACUCGAAAAUUUGUAAUAAAAUAUAUUCCUCACGACUAUUAAAAUUUAAUGCCUUUUUUGCCACAGAAUUACCUGCCGAGGCCCAACAGAAGAGAGCGUGGCUGCUCUGGCAGCACAACGCGAUUGCUCUCAACACACCACUAC
Molecule: messenger RNA, 2004 nt
Organism: Pyricularia oryzae 70-15
Lineage: Eukaryota; Fungi; Ascomycota; Sordariomycetes; Magnaporthales; Pyriculariaceae
Exons: 2
Coding region: 259-1851 (530 amino acids)
Source: RefSeq, a predicted model, not a curated record